This is a messenger RNA of Akanthomyces muscarius, 1797 nucleotides long. RefSeq lists its product as uncharacterized. Gene Ontology annotation, biological process: proteolysis; peptide metabolic process. Bases 1 to 1797 code for a protein of 598 amino acids. The transcript has 6 exons. Lineage: Eukaryota; Fungi; Ascomycota; Sordariomycetes; Hypocreales; Cordycipitaceae. Gene Ontology annotation, molecular function: metalloendopeptidase activity. The record is from RefSeq and is a predicted model, not a curated record.
AUGUCCAGUCCGAGGCCGAGACGGGGGAGAAACUAUGCCGGCGAGCGAAUGGAUGGCCUUGAUCCUGAAAGUAGAAGACGCCUGGAAAAGAGGGUUCAGUAUCUGAAGCGCCUAGGCCACGGAAGUCUGGACAAGGAGACUCGCAAAGCGUACCUCGACACGCGCAAAGAGAUCAACGACCUCUGCCAGGAAAUUAACCGCAACAUUCGCCUCUACGACGGUGGCAGCUUGCCUUUUACAGAAAAAGAGCUGGAUGGCCUGGAGCAGAGUGAUGUGGAAAAAUAUGAGAAAGACGAAUCCGGAAAGUGCUUAGUGCCAUUGAACCGCGCAGAAUUCACCAAAGUCAUGGCGCAUGUUUCCAACUACAACACGAGAAAGACAUUUCACGACGCAUGGACUUCGCGGCUUCCAGAGAAUGUGCCCCUCUUUCGCAAAGUCAUUCUGCUACGCGACGAGAAUGCACGCAGAAUUGGUUUUCGAGGCGAUGCCGAUCUGUGUCUCGCCGGCAGAAUGGCCAAAUCCACCGAGUGGGCGGAACAGCUCCUCGCUGACCUCGCAAGCCACCUCCGGGAGCCCGGCCGCGACUUGUUUCGCGAGCUCGAGACCAUCAAGGCGCGUCUCACAGAAAAAGGCGACAAGUCUGUGGAUGUCAAGGCCAAUACCGCGGUUCUGCGCUGUGAAGUGGCAUAUCUGAAGGAAAUCCAAGCCCGCGAGAACAAGGUCGACCACAAAGCCAUUAGCGCCUAUCUUCCCUACAAGGAGACGACCGCAGCGAUACUGCGCAACGUGGCCAGAUACCUGCAGCUGCGACUGGAGCCGAUAGAAAAAAAAGAUCUGGUGGGCUGUGUAUGGUCGGAUGAUGUCGACGUUUGGGCUGUCUGGGAUGAAGGCGAGGAAAACGGUCAGUUUGUGGGCUUCUUUUAUGGCGAUUUGCUGGACCGGCCCAACAAAUACAAGCACAAUCAAACUGUCGAACUGCAGGCGAGCUUUUUGAAGGAAGAUGGGUCACGGCCAUAUCCAGCCGCGAUUCUCAUGUGCAGCUUCUCGCCCGACAUUGUUGAUGGUUGCCAAGUGCUGCCGCACUCCAACAUCAUCACAAUGUAUCACGAACUCGGACAUGCGCUUCAUGCUUUAUUAGCCAGGACCAAAUGGGGCGACAGCCACGGCUACCGCGUAUGUCUCGAAUUUGGCGAAGCAAUCGGCACAUGCAUGGAAAACUACGCAUGGCUCGAAGACGAGCUGAAGGGAAUCAGCUGCCACUACGCGUACACGGGCGACGCUUACAUGCAGGCGUGGAUGGAGCGCCAUCCGGGCCAGGCCCUGCCGCCGCGCGAACUGCCGGCCAAUUUGAUCGGCGAGAUGAUCCGUCGUCGGCCGAAGCACAGGAUCUCGUAUUAUCUCAAGCAAAUCGCGGACGCGAGCUUCGACAUGGCGGUGCACAACCCCAAGACGCAUCAAGAUCUGGAAUCCCUCAAUGAGACGACUCUGUUCCAGGACUUGGAGGCGCAGUCAACUUUUACACCCGCAGAGCGGUCGUCGUAUCCGCAGGCGGCCUUUUCGCACCUCGUGUCGGGCUACAACUCUGGCUACUACGCUUACGUCUGCUCCAAUGUCUUUGGCGAGGAAAUCUUUCAAUCCAACUUUGCCGCGGACCCAACUAGUACCGCAGCAUGGGACCGGUUCCGCCGACAGCUGCUCGGGUAUGGCGGGAGCAGGGACCAGACGGAGGUGCUGGAGGAGUUUCUGGGACGGCCCCCCACGACGGCAUCCUUGUUGAAGAGUCUUGAAAUUAGCUGA